GUGCAAUAUCUAAUCAUUGGAAAAUCCUCUUCAUAAAUAAAAAUAGGGUAUUUUAUUUUUAAUUAUUGUAUAUAAAUGAGAGGCUUGGGCCUUUUUCGCAGGUUCAGUUGAAUCGGAAGGGUGAGCGAAGCUAAGGAGUUUCCGUUAUCCUUAUUUAUUUAUUUUCAUUUUCUUUUAUCUCUCUCAAACAAACUCCAACAAAAUUGAAAAAAAUAUAAAAAUUAGGGUUUCUUAAUCGCCCAAUUGUUUUAAGAAAAUCUCUCUGUUUUCUUCAUUGGAGCUAUGGAAUCUGAUUCGAUCAGCCACACUUCUUCUCCUUCAGCCUCUAACUGCAAAGAUAUCUCCAGAAAGAAGAGAAGGUCUGCAAAAUUGAAGCAGUGCAAACUCGAUGCCCGCCGCGAGCAAUGGCUUUCUCAAAGUGCGGUGAAGAACAAGGUUUGUUGCAAGGAGGGAACCAACGAUGGCGACUCGAAGCAAACUCAGCGUGGUGAAAGGGACCGUUCCUUGGAGAACUUUGAGAUGAGGGGAACUGCUGAGGCUAACGGAGAGGGAGAAAAUGUAUCUGUUCAACAUGAGAGCGAUUCUGAGUCUUUUCCUCCUAAUAGCCACACGAGCAGCAGCCUGCUAGGAGGAAUGGAUUCCGGAACAAGCUUCACCAAUAGUAGCAGCAGCAGCACAAGUAGUGGUGGAUGCUGUUCCGGUAGCAUCACGGAAGAGGAAGGCGGUGAUGGAUGCUUGGAUGAUUGGGAGGCGGUUGCUGAUGCAUUGGCUGCUGAUGAUGACAAGCAAGAAUUGGAUCCAAACGAGAAUAACAAGGAAAACCUUUGUUUAGGGUCGACCCCUGGGCUUGAGCCAAAUCCCCAGUUAGGUUCGAAUGGGGAAGGAUCAGAUUUGAAGAAUUCUGAACCUGAGUGUCCAAGAAUGGUGCAGAGGGCGACAGGGAGCUGCAGGGCAUGGAGGGCUGAUGAUACUUUUCGUCCGCAGACUCUUCCUAAUUUGUCAAAGCAGCGAAGUUUUCCAGCUACUGACCGGCGUUUUGGUCAAGGAGGGGUGUCAUGGAUGCGUAACAGUGCGUUUUCGGUGCCAUCCUCAUGUCCCAUAUGCUACGAGGAUUUGGAUUUCACGGACUCAAGUUUUUUGCCCUGUUUAUGUGGUUUCCGGCUCUGUCUUUUCUGCCACAAGAGGAUUCUCGAGGAGGAUGGGCGUUGUCCUGGUUGCAGGAAGCCAUAUGAGAAUGAUCCUGUGGAGGCUGAAGCUAGCGUUCAAGGAGGCAGUCUUACGACUAGGCUGUUGGCUCGUUCUUGUAGCAUGAUUGCAAGGUCUUAGGAGCAGUUUCUGUUGUUCGCGAAUUAUGUAUGUUGGAUUACUCUUUUCUUUGUUCCUUCUUAAUUGUGUGUUUUCUUAGUAAUAGACUCUGGUUUCCGUAGAUUUAGAUGUGAGUAUAGCAUUAUCUCUUUUGGCACCCGGGAAUUGAGCUAUGUUUCUAUGAGUUUGGUUCUUAUCUGUUUGGUGCAUGAGUUGAUGUACUCAUCUUGGCAUGUGAAUAGAUAAGGUGGUAUAGAAAUUCAAUACAUAAUGAAUAGUAUAAUAAGUUUUGUGCCUGACUGUGUUUCCAACUACUAUUAUGUUUCUUUCUAUAUUAAAGUUAUGAAUUUUAUUUGAUUAUGCUUUUAAUAUCAAGUGAAUAUUUGAGUAUUCAGUUUUGUUGGUAGUUUUAUCGCUCAAGUUCUGCUUCUGCUUAUUACCGUUCUCCUGUAAUAUUUUUCCCAUUUAAUGCAUUCCCCUGGCAUUAAUUAAUAUGACUGCUUUAGUUUCUUUCAAUACCUCGGAUGUGUGCUGUUUUCACUUUGAGGUAAGGCUUAUUUGGGUUUAGCUUUUUAUCCUAGAAAGGAUAUUGUAUGUGCGCUAAGUCAGAUUUACUGAGAAUAUUCACAUUUGUCUUGUUUCAUCUGCUGAAUCUAUGUGUGCUUUUGGUAAUUUAUGCAUACUAUUUUUUUUCCCCUAAGUGAUACUUGAACAUGGGUGAUGGACAAGGGAAAACAUUUUUUGUUAACUGGUUGCUUUUACUUUUUGAGCACAUUUUUUGGUUGCAUUUAGGCUGACAAUUUCGAAAUGUAGAAUUUGAAUGGCUGUCUAAAUGCAAUAAUCACACUUUUAUUUGCCUUUUGUCUUCUUGAAGGGCGGUUGAGAGGUUAGUAAUUAAAUUUCUUUCAAUUUUGCACAAAAGUUGCCAGAACAUAUAUUGAAGUGUCUCUUUAGAUAGAUAUGAUAUCCUAAGACAUUGUUAUAUAUGUCUCAAUUUAUACCAUUUUCUCUGUUCUGUUGCCAUGGUUUCUUUUAUUCUUGCAAUACUUUGAACUUUCUAGGCCGCUCCUCACUGCUAAAUAAAGUUGCGUCUAAUAUUUUUUUUCUCUUUGUUCUUUUCCUUUAAUGAUAAAUUAGAUGACUGAUGAUCUUUAGUAGGGGAUACAAUACUUCAGAAAUUCAGCACUUAAAAGGAGGAUAAAAGUAAGUGACCACUACUAGUAUGGGAAUGGUACUUUAUAAGCUUAGGCAUCUUAUAAUUUUACGGAUUUGUUGGUAUAUCAUUGUGUUAAUGUUUGAGCAAAUUGCUGAUCUUAGCAUGCCAAACCUGGAUGAGUUUUCUAGGUUUUCAGCUUUUCUCUUUGAAAGAUCUAGUAAGUAAAUGUGCUCAACCUGUGGAAGGUUUAGGGCUCAUUUCUUGAGUAUUUGCUGACGCAUGUCAAAAGAUUUCGAUUCUGUUUGGUAUGUAGGAUGGAGAAGAGUGAAAAUAUUUCAAUCUAAUGGUUAAGCUACAAAGUAGGGAAAUUAUUAUGAAUCCUAACCAUUUGAUUAACAAAGUUUCCACCCUUACUCUUUGCCAUCCUUGGUACCAAGCAAAGCCAAAAUAAGUUUUUGAAAAAAAAAUGACGGUGAAUAGCUACUGUUGUUGGCUUGUUAUUGAAAUCUUUCGACAUUCCACUCUUAUAGUCUGUACAAGCUGUAUAUUGAGGGCGAAGACAGAUGAAGACUAGAAUUCCAAUUUCAAAUAUACUACAUAUCUUAGUUACAGAAAUGCUACUGUAAACAAUUGUCCUUUUGAUGUUUCUGUUGUUUGUGUCGCGGAUCAAAUUCAACUAUUAUCUAAUUUAUCUUGUUUCUCAACCAUGAUGUUUCUGAUGUUGAUACCUCUAUGCCUUUAUGUCUGCUUACACUUGUGCAUGGACACAUGAAUGUUUUCUAAUGUCAUCUGGUAAUUCCCUUUGUUUCUCACUGUCAUAUGCUACCUGUCAUAUGCUACCAACAUUCUGUUACAAUGGUUGUGUUCCAUGUUACUUGGACUCAAGGCGUGUCAGAUACAGGUAUGUCUCCGACAUAAGUAUGAUUAUUUUUUUCCAAGUUUUUUCAUGUAUUUGAAAAGUGUCUUGAAAGUUCAUAUCCCCAUUUUAUGAUCAGAUGUGCUUUGAACAUGGGUACUUAAUGAAGAGUCGAUCUAAAUAGGAUGUGUUUGCCUACACGUGCACGGACGCAUGACUGUUUUCUAGUGCCAUCUGUCUAGUAAUUCUAAUUUUUGCUCCUUUUCUUUGGUUCUGCGCUAUGCUCUUUGGCUUAUGAGUACUUAAUUGUAUAUUUGUAUUCUUUGUCAUGGUAUUGAUCUCUAGAAAUUGAUUUAUAUAUGAUGGUGAUGUGUUUGAAGUUUGAA
This is a messenger RNA of Gossypium arboreum, 3703 nucleotides long. RefSeq lists its product as uncharacterized. The coding region runs from base 283 to 1326 and encodes 347 amino acids. Gene Ontology annotation, biological process: protein ubiquitination. The transcript has 3 exons. Gene Ontology annotation, cellular component: CCR4-NOT complex. Gene Ontology annotation, molecular function: ubiquitin-protein transferase activity. NCBI's taxonomy places the organism in Eukaryota, Viridiplantae, Streptophyta, Magnoliopsida, Malvales, Malvaceae. The record is from RefSeq and is a predicted model, not a curated record.